AUGAAUGGGUCUGCCAAAGGACAACUUACACCAAACAUUACUGGGGAGAUACAGCAGCCGACUCUACCAGCCAGGCCACUGAGCACCAUAUCCGACAAGUCAUCUGCACCCUUUGCGAAGAUACCUCCGCCAAGGCCCCCAAGACCAGGUGCCUCAACGCCCGCCGCAAUAACGAUACCACCGCUUACGCCAAACCAGAAGCGAACGGUCUCUACACCUAUCCAAAGAAAUCCAUCCCCAAGCAGGCCAAUACAGGGCAGGUCAAAUACCGUCUCCCAUAAAAACGCGGCGUGGAAAGAGGCAAGACCGGCAGCAACAGCCUCUGCGCCUCCUAGCGAGCCGCAUGGAGAUGCUGGUGCGGUUGUGCCCGCCAGGCAUGCAGAAUCAGCUGGCGCGGUCAACAUAGGCUACCCAGACGCCUCGAAUGUGAACCGGAGACCUCCCUAUAUCAAACACGGGCAGCAUGAGAUCAUAACCAAGUCAGAUCCACGAAACUUCGAUGUGAGCGGCGAUCGGGUCUGUGCCUCAGGUCAUCUGACCAGGGUCUGGAGCUUGAGGGACGGCGAGCUGCUCAUGAGUCUUGCGCACGGAGAAGGGCUGAAGGCAACUGCUGUGGCUUUCAAGCCCGGAGCGAAUGUGGACGAGGAGGGCAAGAGAUUAUGGAUAGGCAAUAACAACGGCGACUUGCUAGAGGUGGAUAUCGAGACCUCAGGGGUUGUCGCAACACGACCCGGAGCACAUGUUCACAACGAAAUUAUCAAGAUUUACCGACACUUCAACGAGAUAUGGACACUGGACGAUGCUGGAACUCUACAUAUCUGGGCAGCAAAGGACGACCAUGUACCCGACAUGACGGACCGCCCAGAUCAGUCCUUCCGGGUUCCCAAAGGGCACUCAUUCUCAAUGGUUGUUGGUGAUCACUUAUGGCACGCAACUGGGAAAGAGGUUCGCGUCUUUUUCCCGACUCUUGACGGCAAGGCUCCAUUUCAGGUGCUGCUCCGAUCCCUAUACCAGGAGAGUGCUGGCGAGAUAACCUCGGGCUGUCUCCUGCCAUCAGCACCUGACAAAGUGUUUUUUGGCCACAGUGACGGCAAGGUCAGUGUAUAUUCAAGGACAGACUACACCUGCUUGGAACUGCUCAACAUCAGUACCUUCAAAAUCAACUCGCUGCAAGGGUCUUGCGGCAGCAUAUGGGCGGGAUCCAGCAACGGCAGGAUGUACGUCUACGAUGCCACUCAAAGCCCGUGGGUUGUGAAGAAGGAGUGGCAGGCACACGACAAUCCGAUCAUCAAGAUCAUUGCCGACCGAUCAGGCUGCUACCAAUCAGGCCGCCACCAAGUGCUCUCUCUGGGCGCCGACAACACGAUCAGGGUGUGGGACGGCAUGCUUCAAGAAGACUGGCUGGAAGAGCGGAUGAAGGCGAAAGACGUCCAGUACUGUCAAUUCGACACCCUCAAGGCCAUGAUCAUGACAUGGAAUGCUGGCGCAUCGACGCCGAACAGUCUAAGAUAUUCGGAUGCGGACUCUGUCUUCAUACAGAAUCUGUUGCAGAACAGUGAUUCUCCAGAUAUAUUGAUAUUUGGCUUCCAGGAGCUGGUCGAUCUGGAGGACAAGACCGCCACGGCAAAGCGGUUUUUGCGAUCCAAGAAGAAAGAGUCAGACCAGGAGCGCAUGAGUCACCAGUACAGAGAUUGGAGGGACUUCUUGAUCAGGAGCUUGGACGACUACAUACCUGGCACUCUUUACCACCUCCUGCAGACGAUCCACAUGGUCGGUCUCUUCACCUGCAUCUUCGUCAAAGCCGACGUGAGGGAUCGGAUCACUCAGCUCAGCACGGCCGAGGUCAAACGAGGCAUGGGAGGCCUGCACGGGAACAAGGGCGGGAUCAUUGUGCGCUUCCUGGUUGACGACACCUCGCUCUGCUUUUUCAACUGUCAUCUGGCAGCGGGCCAAACUCAGGCACAGAGCCGCAACAACGACAUUACUGCCAUCCUCGAAGCCAACUUGAUGCCACCGGAGCGGGAUCCCAACAUCUGCAUCGACAGUUUCGCAGGCGGCGGCGAUGGCUCCAUGAUCCUCGACCACGAGCUCGUCAUCCUCAAUGGAGAUCUGAACUACCGCAUCGACACCAUGAGCCGCGAUACGGUUGUCAUGGCCGUGAAGCAGGGCAACCUCGCCAAGCUACUCGAUAGAGACCAGCUUCUCGUUGCACGGCGGCGCAAGCCCGACUUCAAGCUACGCUUCUUCGAGGAGAUGCCCAUCACCUUUGCGCCGACCUACAAAUACGACGUGGGGACAGACAACUACGACUCGAGCGAGAAGAAGCGCAGCCCGGCCUGGUGUGAUCGCCUGCUAUUCCGCGGCAACGGCAGAAUACGGCAGGUUGAUUACAGAAGGCACGAGGUCCGGGUAUCGGAUCAUAGACCCGUAACGGGCAAGUUUGAGUUGACCGUCAAGAAGACCAUACCCAAGAACCGGGCGAAAGCGUGGAUGGAGUGCCAGCAGGAGUUUGAGGAUGUCAAGGAUCAGGACAUCUACCUGGAGAAGUGA
Messenger RNA from Cryphonectria parasitica EP155, 2550 nucleotides. RefSeq lists its product as uncharacterized. The transcript has a single exon. The coding region runs from base 1 to 2550 and encodes 849 amino acids. The record is from RefSeq and is a predicted model, not a curated record. Lineage: Eukaryota; Fungi; Ascomycota; Sordariomycetes; Diaporthales; Cryphonectriaceae. Gene Ontology annotation, molecular function: protein binding; phosphatidylinositol-4,5-bisphosphate 5-phosphatase activity. Gene Ontology annotation, biological process: phosphatidylinositol dephosphorylation.